GGGGACGCGCGGACCCCACCCCGUCUCGGCGGGUCCGCGCUGCGUGUGACCGGCACCUGCAGCUGCGGUCCCGCGGUUCACGUAAUGUUUCGCCCCAAAGUGAAACCAGUGCGGACGGCAGCCUCCGAGCGUGCGUUCGCGGCGGCCCGCGGGGCGCGUGCUCAGCCGGAGACCUGAGCGCCCGCCCGGGGCGGAGCCGGCAGGGCGAGGCCGGGGGCGUCCGGGGGAAGGGCCCCUGGGGGGCGGGGGCGGGCCGGGAGCGGAGCCAGGGGCCAUGGCAGCACCCGCGGACCCAAGGCGGCUGUGCCGGCUGGUGCAGGAAGGCCGGCUGUGUGCCCUGCGGGAGGAGCUGCGGGCUGCGGGGCGCGCCGGCUGCGCGGGGCCGGCCAGGGACACCCUCUUGCAUUGCGCCGCGCGCCACGGCCGCCGGGAAAUCCUGGCCUAUCUAGUCGAGGCCUGGGACCUGGACAUCGAGGCCGCCAACCGAGACUACAAGCGGCCUCUGCACGAGGCUGCCUCCAUGGGCCACCGGGACUGCGUGCGGUACCUGCUGGGCCGAGGGGCCGCGGUCGACUGCCUGAAGAAGGCCGACUGGACUCCUCUGAUGAUGGCUUGCACAAGGAGGAAUCUUGAGGUGGUCCAGGACCUCGUGGAGCACGGCGCCAAUCCACUCCUGAAGAACAAAGACGGCUGGAACAGUUUCCACAUUGCCAGCCGAGAAGGCGACCCUCUGAUCCUCCAGUACCUGCUCGCUGUUUGCCCAGCUGCCUGGAAGACAGAGAGCAAGAUCGGGAGAACCCCGCUGCACACAGCAGCAAUGCAUGGCUGUUCAGAGGCAGUAGAGAUGCUUCUUCAGAGGUGCCAGUAUGAACCGGACUGCAGAGACAAGUGUGGCCUCACACCCUUCAUGGACGCCAUUCAGUGUGGACACAUCGACGUAGCCAGGCUGCUCCUCGAAAAACACAAGGCUUGCGUUUCUGCUGAGGACUCCCUGGGGGCCCAGGCCAUCCACCAGGCAGCAGUCACUGGGCAGGAUGAGGCCAUCCAAUUCCUGGUCUCUGAGCUUGGCAUCAACGUAGAUGUGCGAGCAGCCUCCACCCACCUCACAGCACUUCACUACGCAGCUAAGAAACCUGCCUUGGGCUUCCCUGGUGGCGCAGUGGUUGAGAAUCUGCCUGCUAAUGCAGGGGACACGGGUUCGAGCCCUGGUCUGGGAAGGUCCCACAUGCCGCGGAGUAACUAGGCCCGUGAGCCACAAUUACUGAGCCUGUGCGUCUGGAGCCUGUGCUCUGCAACAAGAGAGGCCGCGAUAGUGAGAGGCCCGCGCACCGCGAUGAAGAGUGGCCCCCACUUGCCUCAACUAGAGGAAGCCCUCGCACAGAAAUGAAGACCCAACACAGCCAUAAAUAAAUAAAAAUUAAAAAAAAAAAAAAAAAGUAGUGUAUUGUUUAAAAAAAAAAAAAGGAAACCUGCCUUUAUUUGUUUCUGGGUAAAAACUGAGAAGAGCCCUUUACUCCAUGUAAUGCCUGGGCUUUAUGUUCCCUCCUGCCCUUUUUUGUUUUCAGGAAUAAUGUUAUUUGAAGCUGUAAAAAUCCAUUGUAUGAAAUUCCUAGUUCCUUAUCCUUUUACUGGAUUUCAGAAGAUUUCUUUAAGUAAGAAAAGGGAAUUGCAUUUACUGGGCUCUCUGAUGUAUGAAAUAUUGAAGACACACAAAAGUUUUCGCUAGAAAAAUAGCCACUAUCUUUAAUAUUAUCGGCCGCCUGCCUUUACUUGUUUUUCUAGCAACAGGAUUAAACAUUUUUCUGGUGAACUGCACUCUCCUGCCUGUGUUUCCCCUUUGAGAACAUGGGUAAACAGUUGAGGGUGGGCUAAGGGCAUGGUCUGUGGCCACGGGGAUAAAAGCGAGUGGGAAGAUUGAACCUGCAGCCUUGGUUUCAGUCUCAGCAGGUACUGACAGGCUAACUGGCUGGACAAAGGUAUAUCGAUUGCUUCACAAAGGACAAUGCCAGUUAUGAUAAGAAUCCCAUCCAGGGGAGGUUACACUCUUUUCCAGCUUAUUUCUCCCCUAAAGAUUUAGCAAAGAGUGUGUUUGCUUGGGAGAUUUAGAAUUGUGUUUUCUGAGUAAAUCACAAGAUUUAUACUCCUUACACUGAGGGAAACCCAACCAUAGUGGUCAGUGAUUUGGCUACAAAAUUGAUUAUCUGUAUUCUAAUAACUAAACGUCACCUACAUCUUUAAUGAUUUAUGCUGAAUUUCGAGAGUAAUGUGACGAGCCUUCCUUUAGAUACGAAAAUUCAGUUUCAGCAGUCGAGUAUUUUAGAAAAAGCACCUAAUGUGCAUUAGAGUUU
Molecule: messenger RNA, 2348 nt
Organism: Balaenoptera acutorostrata (minke whale)
Lineage: Eukaryota; Metazoa; Chordata; Mammalia; Artiodactyla; Balaenopteridae
Gene: ANKRD16
Product: ankyrin repeat domain 16
Exons: 6
Coding region: 275-1243 (322 amino acids)
Molecular function (GO): protein binding
Source: RefSeq, a predicted model, not a curated record